Molecule: messenger RNA, 136 nt
Organism: Acaulospora morrowiae
Lineage: Eukaryota; Fungi; Glomeromycota; Glomeromycetes; Diversisporales; Acaulosporaceae
Source: the annotation of a GenBank genome assembly
AGACUGAAAACAGAUGGAGCCAAAUGGUGGAAGAAGAGUUGGGCGAAACCUCCACCUCCUCCCAAAACCCCCUCGAAGGAAAGGCACAAAACGAAGAAAGACAAACUGAAGCAAAACAAGCACCGAAGAAUAGCAU